Nothoprocta perdicaria is the source of this 1265-nucleotide messenger RNA. It is a transcript of the gene MLX, whose product is annotated as MLX, MAX dimerization protein. Gene Ontology annotation, biological process: regulation of transcription by RNA polymerase II. Lineage: Eukaryota; Metazoa; Chordata; Aves; Tinamiformes; Tinamidae. Bases 30 to 677 code for a protein of 215 amino acids. Gene Ontology annotation, cellular component: nucleus. The record is from RefSeq and is a predicted model, not a curated record. Gene Ontology annotation, molecular function: DNA-binding transcription factor activity, RNA polymerase II-specific; protein dimerization activity; RNA polymerase II cis-regulatory region sequence-specific DNA binding. The transcript has 7 exons.
GCGACAAUGGCCUCGAUCCCGCGCUCCUCAUGGAGGGCGGCCGCAAGGGCAGCGUCGUGUCCCGCGCCAACAGCAUCGGCUCCACGAGCGCCUCCUCCGUCCCCAACACAGACGACGAGGACAGCGACUACCAGCAGGAGCCCUACAAGGAGUCGUACAAGGACCGGCGCCGCCGGGCGCACACGCAGGCCGAGCAGAAGCGCCGCGACGCCAUCAAGAAAGGCUACGAUGACCUGCAGGCCAUCGUGCCCACGUGCCAGCAGCAGGACUUCUGCAUCGGCUCGCAGAAGCUGAGCAAGGCCAUCGUGCUGCAGAAGACCAUCGACUACAUCCAGUUCCUGCACAAGGAGAAGAAGAAACAGGAGGAGGAGGUUUCUACCCUCAGGAAGGACAUGAUGGCCCUGAAGAUCAUGAAGGUGAACUACGAGCAGAUUGUGAAAGCCCACCAGGACAACCCCAACGAGGGCAAGGACCAGAUCUCCGACCAGGUGAAGUUCAACGUUUUCCAGGGCAUCAUGGACUCGCUGUUCCAGUCCUUCAACGCCUCCAUCUCAGUGAGCAGCUUCCAGGAGCUCUCGGCGUGCGUCUUCAGCUGGAUUGAGGAGCACUGCAAGCCCCAGACGCUGCGGGACAUCGUGAUCGGGGUCCUGCACCAGCUCAAGAGCCAGCUCUACUGAGCGCUCCCUGCGGAGCGUCCGGCGCCGCCGCGGCGCACACGGAGCCUCGCGCGCCGGGAAGGGCCGGCUGCCUCCCCUGCCUCUUCUUCGAGCUUCUCUCGCUUAUUUAUUGUAUCAACUGCGAGACCAAGCCUGGCUUGUGCAUCUCUGCUCUACAGGUGCCGUUACCCAGUAUUUGUAGGCACUUCAUUAGCUAAGGAGGAGCUAAAACUGUUUUUUUAAUUAUUAUUUUUCCUAUAAAUCACUGAAAUCAUACUGUAAGUAUUAUCAGCAUGAGUUUGGCAGAUGAGUGCUCUCUGCGGCCCCCUCGAGCCUGUCACCCUGCCGCUCCCAGAGCAGCUCCCGCUUCUGGCCAGCGCAGAUACGUGGAAGAGAGGUGGUAUCUCUGCUCUGGUGCUACCCGAGCACCAGCUGUUCUCCUGCAAAGCGAUUCUGUGGGAACUGCUUCACAGCAGGGGCUCAGCAUUGGGAUUCUGCCCUCGUGUUCUCGCUGCCACUGCCACAGCAGCAGGUUUUUAUUUUACUUUUCCACUAGCGCGGAGGUGGUAGCGCCGAGCCGCUUGGUUUGAGCGCUGCGGCAGCAGGAGG